GCCCGGCCCAGGUGGAGGCGGCGCCGAGAGGCGGCCGGUAGUGGCGGGACCUCGAGCACCGGAGUUGGGGUUCGGGACUGCGGCCGAGGAGGAGUUUGAAACUCGUGCCCCAGGACUCCUGUGCCUGAAGGACAGAGGAGGAGGAGGAAGAGGAAGGCCACUGCAGGUGUUUGCCAUCAGGACGUGCUGCGUGGGAUCCCUGCCACUCUUAUGAGCCUGCCAGCCGCCGCCGGCCCAGGAUGUCAGCCGGCGACAAGAACGGGGGCAGCCACUCCGGCAGCAGCCGCCUGCAGAGCAAGAAGCCUCCCAACCUCUCCAUCGUCAUCCCGCCGCGGGAGGCAGAGGAGGAGGGUGCUCGGAAAGAGCCCUCCAAGGUCCCCAUCUACCGCAAGAGCAAGAGCCUGCAGGAGCCGCACUCGGAGCGGCAGCCUGGCAUCCGCCGGCAGACCUCCCUGUCCCAGAGCAUCCGCAAGGGCACGGCGCAAUGGUUUGGCAUCAGCAGCGACUGGGAGGGGAAGCGGCAGCAGUGGCAGCGCAAGAGCCUGCAGCACUGCAGCAUGAGGUACGGGAAGCUGAAGCCUGCCUAUCGCGACAUGGAGCUGCCCAGCCAGGAGGUGCCCUCCUUCCAAGGCACUGAGUCACCAAAGCCCACCAAGAUGCCCAAGAUCGUGGACCCCCUGGCCAGGGGCCGUCCCUUCCGCCACCCUGACGAGACCGACCGUCCCCACACACCCCACCAUGUCCUGCCCCCCUCCACUCCUGGCGUCAUCUCCUUGGCAUCCUUCAACAGCAUCCGCUCUGGCCACGGCCGCCUGCCACGCAGGAAGAGGGAAUCUGUUGCCCACAUGAGCUUCAAGGCAGCUGCAGCCCUUCUCCGUGGACGUUCUGUCCUGGAGCCACUGGCUCCCAAGCAGAGGAGCAACAAGAGGAGCUUCUUGUUCCCCAGCUUCAUGGAUGAGGACAUAGUGGAUGCUGCUGAUACCCUGGACUCUUCCUUCUUCAGUAAGAUGGACAUGCAUGAUGAGACCUACUCCAUGCCUGACGAUGUCUUCGAGUCACCGCCUCUGUCAGCCACCUACCUACGCAUGCACCCGGUGGGGGAUGAUGCCAGGGUGUCCCCCGAAGGUGUCCGCCUGGCGUCGGGCUCCGGCGGCACGGCGUCGCGGCGCGGCCAGCGCAUCGCCUCCAAGGUGAAGCACUUCGCCUUCGACCGCAAGAAACGCUACUAUGGGCUGGGGGUGGUGGGCAAGUGGCUGAACAGGACCUACCGCCGCAGCCUGAGCAGCAUCGUGCAGUCGCAGCUGGAGAUGACAGACAGCCACCGGCCGUAUUUCACCUACUGGAUCACUUUUGUCCACAUCCUCAUCACCCUGCUGGUCAUUGGCACCUACGGCAUCGCUCCCAUCGGCUUCGCCCAGCACGUGACGACAGAGUUAGUGCUGAGGAACAAAGGUGUCUACGAGAGUGUUAAGUACAUCCAGCAGGAAAACUUCUGGAUUGGGCCCAGCUCGAUCGACCUGAUCCACCUGGGAGCCAAGUUUUCCCCCUGCAUCCGGAAGGACCGGCAGGUGGAGAGGCUCAUCCAGCGGGAGAGGGACCGGGAGCGCGGCUCCGGCUGCUGCGUCCAGAACGACAACUCCGGCUGCAUCCAGACCCUGCCGCAGGACUGCUCGGAGACGCUGGCAACGUUCAUCAAGUGGCCAAGCACCAACGCACCAGCCAUGGGCUCGGGUGACAAGAGGACAUCAGGGGCUGUGUGUCACCAGGACCCCAGGACCUGUGAGGAGCCAGCAUCCAACCCACCUCAUGUGUGGCCAGAUGACAUCACCAAGUGGCCGAUCUGCACCUAUGAGACCAAAACCAACCACACAGGCUUUGCCCACCUGGACUGCCAGAUCAAGGGCAGGCCCUGCUGCAUUGGCACCAAGGGCAGCUGCGAGAUCACGACGCGGGAGUACUGCGAGUUCAUGCACGGCUACUUCCACGAGGAGGCCACACUCUGCUCACAGGUGCACUGCCUGGACAAGGUCUGUGGCCUCCUGCCCUUCCUCAACCCAGAGGUCCCCGACCAGUUCUACCGCCUGUGGCUGUCCCUGUUCCUGCAUGCUGGCAUCAUCCACUGCCUGGUGUCGGUGACUUUCCAGAUGACAGUGCUGAGGGACCUGGAGAAGCUGGCAGGCUGGCAUCGCAUCUCCAUCAUUUUUAUCCUCAGUGGCAUCACAGGCAAUCUGGCCAGUGCCAUCUUCCUGCCAUACCGGGCAGAGGUGGGCCCUGCCGGAUCCCAGUUCGGCUUGCUGGCCUGCCUCUUCGUGGAGCUCUUCCAGAGCUGGCAAGUGCUGGAGAAACCCUGGAAAGCCUUCCUCAACCUCUUCGGCAUCGUCCUCUUCCUCUUCGUCUGCGGCCUGUUGCCCUGGAUCGACAACAUCGCUCACCUCUUCGGCUUCCUCAGCGGCCUCCUCCUCUCCUUCGCCUUCCUGCCCUACAUCACCUUCGGCACGGUGGACAAGUACCGCAAGCGAGCCAUGAUCAUCGUCUCCCUGCUGGUCUUCCUGGGGCUCUUCGCCUCGCUGGUGGUCUGGCUCUACGUCUACCCCGUGAACUGGCGCUGGGUGGAGUACCUCACCUGCCUGCCCUUCACCAGCAAGUUCUGCGAGAAGUACGAGCUGGAGCAGGUCCUGCACUGACCCCAGCGGCGGGCACGGGGCCGGGAGAGGUGCUGGUGGUGAUGCUUUCCCUGGGGUGGGUCUUCACCAGCUCCCAGCAAGUGAUGGCUGCUCUGGGCAGGGCUUCAUCCUUGGGGCUGGUGGACUCAGGCUCAGCCCUGUCAGUCGUUGGGAUGCAGUGGAGAGAAGAACUCUGCCUUGCACCCCUUUAGGGCUGCCUCUUGGUGCUGAAAAGCCAUAAACUGGUUUGGGGGACCAAGCUGAGCUUCCACCCGCCUGGAGAAAGGGCUGAGAAAUUGGGUAUUUGUAUGUCCACAACCAGGCUGGGCCUCAAAAGCACCUGGGAAUGACAUUACCAUGGUCUUCUGCCUGCCCUGGGCCACAUCCUGCCUCUGUGCCCCCAGGUGCUGCAGCUCAUACUGUGAACAUGACCCCCUUUUUUGGAGGGGCACUUCUUUUUAUCCACAGCUCUUUGGACUGAAGGUUUCCUACAGCUUGGGCUCCUCGUGGCCUCUGCCCUAGUCCCAGGGCAUUCAGAUAUGAGCUCCCAAGGUAUUUUCCAGUCCCUCUCUCACAUCUGAUGUUUCCCUAAGGCCAGGGAAGGAGUCUGGUGCUUCCCAACUUGAGCUCCUCACUGGGUGGAGCAGCAGGACUUGGGGCAUGGGUGCUGCUUUUCCUCUUAACUUGGUGAAAUUCUCUUUUUGGAAGUGGACAAGCAAUACACAGAGUGUUUUUAGUACCAUGCUGGGAGGCAAACAGAGAGAAAAACACCCUUGGAGGCUUGUGUGGCUGCUCCUGAAGCCCACGACCGCUUCCACUUCUGCCUUGUGCCCCUGCUGUUACCCUUUAUCCUUUUUUGAAGCACGGACACCCAGGUAACCCCUACCCUGCCUCAAACGGUGCUGACAGGCUGGGGCAGUCACCUGUCCCUGCCUGCCCCCAGCCCUGCUCCUUAGCAUUUCCCCCUCCCUCCCACCAGCCACGCUGUGAAGGCAGGUCCUUCAUGGGGUCCGGGUGACUCCUCUGGGCUGGUUUGGAGCCAAGCUUGGUGCCAGGCUGUCUCUCCCUUGGUAUGUGUUACUCUGGCAGUGCUGGGUCUCAGUGCCGUUAAGUGGGGCAAGGUGGGGGUGUCCUAGGAUGAGCAUUCAAGGGCUGGGAGCUUGGCUUCCUCUCUCCUCAACCACUCCCCAGGUGACCCCAGGAGAUAUGUGGCACUUGUAUCUGUCCUUCCAUCCCUCCCUCAACCACGGGCCAGUUUUCAGCACUGCUCUGUCCCUGUGGUGCUGCUCCAGCCAAAGACAGCCUCUGCACCUCGUUUUGUCUCUUUUUGAUACUUUUUUUAAAGCUGUGGGUUCUCCUCCCUCCCCCUUAAUACAUUUCUACCUGUAUUUAA
Molecule: messenger RNA, 4056 nt
Organism: Pogoniulus pusillus (Red-fronted tinkerbird)
Lineage: Eukaryota; Metazoa; Chordata; Aves; Piciformes; Lybiidae
Gene: RHBDF2
Product: rhomboid 5 homolog 2
Exons: 19
Coding region: 240-2684 (814 amino acids)
Biological process (GO): regulation of epidermal growth factor receptor signaling pathway; regulation of protein secretion
Cellular component (GO): endoplasmic reticulum membrane
Molecular function (GO): serine-type endopeptidase activity
Source: RefSeq, a predicted model, not a curated record